Zonotrichia leucophrys gambelii is the source of this 3041-nucleotide messenger RNA. It is a transcript of the gene DNAJB12, whose product is annotated as DnaJ heat shock protein family (Hsp40) member B12. Gene Ontology annotation, cellular component: endoplasmic reticulum membrane. The transcript is spliced from 9 exons. The coding region runs from base 16 to 1140 and encodes 374 amino acids. The record is from RefSeq and is a predicted model, not a curated record. Gene Ontology annotation, molecular function: Hsp70 protein binding. NCBI's taxonomy places the organism in Eukaryota, Metazoa, Chordata, Aves, Passeriformes, Passerellidae. Gene Ontology annotation, biological process: cellular response to misfolded protein.
CCGGCCGCCGCCGCCAUGGAGUCGAACCGGGACGAGGCGGAGCGGUGCAUUGGCAUUGCGCUGGCCGCUAUCAAAGCCAACCAGCCCGACAAGGCCCGCCGCUUCCUGGAGAAGGCGCAGCGCUUGUACCCCUCGCAGCGGGUCCGCGUUCUGCUUGAGUCACUCAACAAGAACGAGCAGUCAGCCAAUGGGCAGUCCCAGCCCAGGGAAUCCACCAACCCUCAGUUCAGGAAAAUGAGUGGAGAUUUCCCAUCAGCCAACGGAGAGGCUGGGGGGGAGGCCCCCAAGGGCUACACUCAGGACCAGCUGGAUGCAGUGAAGAGGGUAAAGCAGUGCAAAGAUUACUAUGAAAUUCUGGGAGUCAGCAGAGAAGCUUCUGAUGAGGAUCUGAAAAAGGCCUACAGGAAGCUGGCCCUGAAGUUCCACCCAGACAAGAACCACGCACCAGGGGCCACAGAGGCAUUCAAAGCCAUCGGGAACGCGUACGCCGUGCUGAGCAGCCCCGAGAAGAGGAAGCAGUACGACCAGUUCGGGGACGAGAAGCUCAGCGCCGCCCGCCACGGCCACGGCCACGCCGACUUCCACCGCGGCUUCGAGGCCGACAUCUCCCCCGAGGACCUCUUCAACAUGUUCUUUGGGGGUGGCUUCCCUUCCAGCAAUGUGCACGUGUACAGCAAUGGCAGGAUGAGGUACACCUACCACCAGAGGCAGGACAGGAGGGAGCACCAGGGGGAUGGCGGCCUGGGGCUGUUUGUCCAGCUGAUGCCCAUCCUCAUCCUCAUCAUCGUGUCAGCUCUCAGCCAGAUGAUGGUCUCCAGCCCACCCUACAGUUUGAGCCACAGGCUGUCUGUGGGUCACACACACAGGAGGGUCACAGAGCACUUGAAAGUCCCCUACUACGUGUCCGAGAGCUUUGCUGAGGAGUACACGGGCACGAACCUGAAGAACGUGGAGCGGAGCGUGGAGGACGACUACAUAGCAAACCUUAGGAACAACUGCUGGAGGGAGAAGCAGCAGAAGGAAGGCUUGUUGUACCGGGCACGCUACUUCGGGGACUCGGACCUGUACCAGCGGGCACAGAAGAUGGGCACCCCCAGCUGUAGCAGACUGUCAGACGUCCAGGCCUCCCUGCACGGAUAGUGCCAGCCCAAGAGCCUGGAAAAGCUGCUGCCUGUGCUGUGGGGUGGGAAGCGAGGGGGAGUCCCAGCCUGGCCUCAGACUGACACCGCUGCCGCUUUUGUUCCCAGAGCGUCCAAACGCCCGAAGACUUUGGGGAAGUGCACUGAGCCGAGGUGACAGACUUUGCUCUUUAAAAAGAAUCAAACCUUAUCUUAAACAUGGAAUUGGAGAAUUAGCAACGCACAACUGCCCCUCUUUCUUCUCUCUGCCUCUCUCUGAUGAUGGCAGGCAGCGCUUGGGACAGGAAAUCCAGCUCUCUGUCUUCCUCCUCCCCUCCCAACGCUGCUGGCGUGCUCCCAGGAUCCCACAAGGAUCCCACAGCCCCUGGAACAGACACACCGAGUGUGAAAUAACCCAAACUAACUGCAGAAGCCUGAAGCAGGAGACCCUUCGCUGCUGCCAAUGGAGAGAGAAGUGGGAUUUGACACUAAAGAAAAGAAAAGAAAGAAGACACUAAAAGAAGACACUAAAGAAAAGAAAAUAUAAUCUAUUUAGCAUUAAUUUAUAGCUGUAUAUAUGUUGUACUUUUAAACUAUGCAGGGGUUGGAUGAUUAAAUUAUUUUGGUUUUUGCCCAUUUUGGGGAGCAGAGCAGCAGGAAGCCUCUUCCAGCGUGUCUCUGUCCACAGCACUUUCCUGCCUGGAAAACAGGAAUCCCUUUGCAGCUGCUGUCCUUUGCUCCUGGGAGGACAUUCUGUGGAUGGGGACAUGCAUACACCUGCUCUUGGGGUUCUGAUCACAGCAAACCCAAAGGUGCAGGGCUCCCAGAGAAGGGGGAGCCCGUGCAGAGCCGUGGAUCUGCAGCGUCGGCGGAGCCGGGGUCAGCUGAGCCGCUCACCAGGGAAGGAUUGUCCUGGAUGGAUUUUGCUCGUCAGUCUUUGGGUGAUUUGUGCAUGUAACUCCUUUUUCUGCCGAGUCUGCUGGAAUUGUGCCUGGUAAUCAGCGUGCUCCGUGCAGAGAGGGCUUUCCAACAGCCCUUUGUUGGGAGGUUUUGUGCUCGUCCCUCCAGGCGGGUGCAGCCUGGCCCUGCCCUCACACCCACCUCGUGUUUCCUGCAGGACACCUGAAAAGGCCACAGAUCCAUAAGGAACAAAGCAUUCUGCUGGGGGAGAUCAGGGUGUCUGAUCUGCCCUGUGCCUGCCCCACCACGGGCAGGAGCAGCGUGAGCUGCCCCAGGUGCGGAGCCAUCUCUUGGAAGCGAAGCCAGCACGAGCAGAGCCACCUCCCAUGGAAUAAACUGGAUUAUUUAAAUUUUUGGGUUUUUUUUUUUUUUUUUUUGCUGCUCUGCAGCUCAUUUGUGUCUAAAGACAUUUCCAGUGCAAACCAUCCCCUGGCACAGUCAGGGGAGUGAGCUGGGAGCACGGCAGCUCCCGGGUGGGCUGGCAGAGGAGGUUUUAUCCCGUUGUCCUUAGGAAUCCAUGCGCUCUCUCUUGGCUGUUUGUUUAUUUUGUGAAAUCUCAGCCUCCCGUUGGCUGCAGGCCCUGUUAUCCCACAGCCACCAUGGCUUGGACCUGAUUUUAAAGGGUUUUAUUAUUUCUUUUUUUUUUAAUGGUUCCUCCACCUUCAGAAGAAAUUGGGUGGAAGUUCAGGAUUGGAAAUGGCGCUCGAUAGAGGCACAGGGAUGAUGGGGACGGGGUUAAACCAAAAUCCUGCUCACAGAAGGAGCUGGAUGUGUUGCCCAGUGCCAUUCCCUGCCUGGAGCCUGCCUGCCAAAACCUUCAGGUUCUUUUUCCUGGUAGAUACCCACGGAUCACAAGGAGGGAGAAGGCAUCGCUCCCAGUGGAUGCUCACAGAGGCUGUAUCUCUUGAUUUAGUUAAUUAUACAAUUGUACAUCUAUAAAUAAAUGUUUAUAAUGUGAAAGGC